AUAAUCCAUAGGACAAUAGCGGUUUAAAUCAUCAACCUCAAUCUUCACGUGUUUUUUCUCCUUCAAAUCCUCUAUAUUAUUUCGUAUUAUUUCAUCAACUUUCUUUCUACUCAUUUCUCUUUAUCCAAGAAAAAUGGCGAUUCCUUCUCGUCAGCUAUUCAUUGACGGUGAAUGGAAAGAACCCAUCAACAAGAAUCGCAUUCCUGUCAUCAAUCCUUCCACUGAAGAGAUUAUCGGUGACAUUCCGGCAGCAACUGCUGAGGAUGUGGAGCUUGCAGUGGCUGCAGCUAGAAGGGCUCUAAAGAGGAACAAAGGGGCAGAUUGGGCAGCUGCAUCUGGAGCUCAUCGUGCCAAGUACUUACGUGCUAUCGCUAAGAGGGUAACAGAAAGAAAAGAUGAAUUUGCAAAGCUUGAAGCCAUGGAUUGUGGAAAACCUUUGGAUGAAGCAGCAUGGGAUAUUGAUGAUGUUGCUGGGUGUUUUGAAUACUAUGCUGAUCAAGCAGAAGCUCUUGAUGCAAAACAAAAGGCUCCAAUUGCCCUUCCUAUGGAGACAUUCAAGUCUCAUGUGCUCAGGCAGCCCAUUGGUGUUGUUGGGUUAAUUUCUCCGUGGAACUACCCACUUCUUAUGGCUACAUGGAAAGUUGCUCCAGCUCUUGCUGCUGGUUGUGCAGCAAUACUUAAGCCCUCAGAAAUGGCAUCUGUGACUUGUCUAGAAUUGGCUGAUGUGUGCAGAGAAGUGGGACUUCCUCCAGGUGUGCUAAAUAUAUUGUCAGGAUAUGGCCCAGAAGCUGGUGGCCCAUUAGCAUCCCACCCUGAUGUUGACAAGGUUGCAUUUACUGGGAGCACUGCUACUGGUAGCAAGAUUAUGUCUUCUGCUGCUCAACUGGUCAAGCCUGUUUCAUUAGAACUUGGUGGGAAAAGUCCAAUUAUCAUCUUUGAAGAUGUUGAUUUGGAUCAAGCUGCUGAAUGGGCUGCUUUUGGCUGUUUUUGGACUAAUGGUCAAAUCUGCAGUGCAACAUCUAGACUGCUUGUUCAUGAAAACAUUGCAGCUGAAUUUUUGGACAGGCUUGUUAAAUGGUGCAAAAACAUUAAGAUUGCUGACCCAUUUGAGGACGGUUGCCGGCUUGGUCCUGUUGUCAGCAAGGGACAGUAUGAGAAAGUUCUGAAGUUCAUUUCAACUGCAAAGAGUGAGGGUGCAACUAUUUUGUGUGGAGGCUCUCGUCCUGAGCAUUUGAAGAAAGGGUAUUUCAUUGAACCAACAAUUAUAAGUGAUGUCUCUACAUCCAUGCAAAUAUGGAAGGAUGAAGUUUUUGGCCCUGUCUUAUGUGUUAAAACUUUUAGUUCUGAUGAAGAGGCCAUCGAAUUGGCAAAUGACACCCAAUACGGUUUAGGUGCUGCUGUGCUAUCCAAAAAUCUUGAAAGGUGUGAGAAAGUGACAAAGGCCCUGGAAGUUGGAAUUGUUUGGGUGAAUUGCUCACAACCGUGCUUUUGCCAAGCUCCAUGGGGUGGCACCAAGCGCAGCGGCUUUGGACGGGAACUUGGAGAAUGGGGUAUUGAGAAUUACUUGAAUAUCAAACAAGUGACUGAAUAUAUCUCUGAUGAACCAUGGGGAUGGUACAAGAAUCCUUCAAAGCUUUGAAGAAAUUUUAGUGGGUGUUAUUAAAGCAAUGGAGGUAUCGAGAUAUCGAGGAACAUGUCAAGAUUGAAAUACGGAGCUUACAGAUAGUUUGAAUAAAGAGGCUGAAUAUUAAGAGUGUAUUAUUUGUGUUCUCUACUGUACUACUUGAUGGAUAUUCAUUCUUCGAUCUUGUAAGCAAUGUAGUACGUACUACACAGACUUGAUCCUCUCAUUAAUGGACGUAAAAAUUUUAUUGUGUUCAUUUUGCCUCA
Chenopodium quinoa (quinoa) is the source of this 1890-nucleotide messenger RNA. RefSeq names its product betaine aldehyde dehydrogenase, chloroplastic. Lineage: Eukaryota; Viridiplantae; Streptophyta; Magnoliopsida; Caryophyllales; Amaranthaceae. Gene Ontology annotation, molecular function: oxidoreductase activity, acting on the aldehyde or oxo group of donors, NAD or NADP as acceptor. The transcript is spliced from 15 exons. The record is from RefSeq and is a predicted model, not a curated record. The coding region runs from base 134 to 1639 and encodes 501 amino acids.